Onychomys torridus (southern grasshopper mouse) is the source of this 4163-nucleotide messenger RNA. RefSeq names its product SRSF protein kinase 3 (gene Srpk3). Gene Ontology annotation, biological process: protein phosphorylation; regulation of mRNA processing; spliceosomal complex assembly. The record is from RefSeq and is a predicted model, not a curated record. The transcript is spliced from 14 exons. The coding region runs from base 1121 to 2983 and encodes 620 amino acids. Gene Ontology annotation, molecular function: protein kinase activity; ATP binding. NCBI's taxonomy places the organism in Eukaryota, Metazoa, Chordata, Mammalia, Rodentia, Cricetidae.
UCAAACUUGCUAUGUAUCUGAUCCUCCUGAAUACUGAGAUUACAGGCACAUUCUACCACAACUGGUUUAUGAAGGGCUGGGGAUCAGUUCCAGGUCUUCAUACAUACUGGGCAUCACUCACCAACUGAACAGACUCUUUCAAGUCUCAGAGUUGAGUUUCUAAAGAGCAAAAGUACUUGUCUGCUUCCUGGAACUCCCCAGUGAUACUCAUAAACUCCAGAUGAGGUUCUCAGUUGUUUCCCCGGUCUUAGACUUUUGUAGCAUGCCAGAACAUGGCAGUAGUGUGCCUGUGUUGCUCUGAAUGUUUCUGGGAACUUAAUGCUUCCUGAUCCCUCCGUUACCAUCCAGCUUAUGGUCAACAACUGCAGGCUUUUUGUUUUCCUGGUGGACAUGGCAAAGCUGGCCCACAGCAGGUACCUGCAAAUGUUGCUGGAAACAGUCAUCAAGGUAGAGGUGGCCAGCUCUGGAGCUAGACAUAGGAGCCUAUGCAAGUCAAUCGUGAUCUGAGGGGCCUGUUGCCUCUGAUGGGAAGAAUGAAUUGCCUUUAACUCUUGCCCUUUACCCUUGCUCAGCCACAUUUAGGGGUGAUCUGGACUCCCAUCUGUAUGGGGGAGGUCUGUGAAUUACCAAAAAAAGCUGGAAUCAGGGCAGAGAUUGAGCAAAGAGUGAGGUUCAGAUGAGAUUGGCAGGGGUCACCUCUAGAAGAAUACUCACAUGGUAGUGGGAAGUUCAAGAAUGUGUCAAGUGCCAUGCUGUGUUUGGAGAGAGCUCAGCCUAAGAUCUGGUCACCAUGUCAACUACAUUCUUUCAUAGGAGACUCCAUUCCCCCACAGCUCUAGGGUACAGGAGCUACAGACUGCUCCAUCUCCAUGUAGAAGUUUUCUUUGGCUGGUCCUGGACUGUGGGGAAUUGACCUAGGGACUGAGUCACUACCAUAAUCCCAGCUUGGUGGCCCCCUGUCUCUAGAGUGUGGGUGAAAUAAAGGGGUUCUGCCUAGGGGCUGGGCUCUCCAGGGCUGCCAUUGGUGCACUGCCCCCUCCCUAUGCUGCAUACCUUGCCCACAGCUGAGCAGCUGAGAGGCUAUUUAUAAAGGCGGUGAGAUCAGCGGCAGAGGCUAUAAAUGCACUGGCCACGGCUGAGCCCCACAGGAACAGUGAUCCAGUGCACCAGAGCUUUGGGCUGCGACACCAGGAUGAGUACCAGUGCUGGUGGUAGUGGUGGUGUGGACUGUGGUGGCAGCAGCAGCAGCUCUCAGACUUCCUGUGGGCCUGAGUCCUCAGGCUCUGAAUUAGCUCCAGUCACACCAGCACCUCGGUUGCUUCAGGGGCUCCUGGGCUCUGAUGAGGAGGAGCAGGAAGACCCCAAGGAUUAUUGCAAGGGUGGCUACUACCCAGUGAAGAUAGGUGAUUUGUUCAAUGGGCGGUACCAUGUGGUGCGCAAACUAGGCUGGGGCCACUUCUCUACGGUCUGGCUCUGCUGGGAUAUUCAGCGCAAGCGCUUUGUGGCCCUGAAAGUAGUGAAGAGCGCAGGGCAUUACACAGAGACAGCUGUGGAUGAGAUCAAGCUCCUGAAAUGUGUCCGGGACAGUGAUCCUAGUGACCCCAAAAGAGAGACCAUUGUUCAGCUCAUUGAUGACUUCAGGAUCUCAGGAGUUAAUGGAGUCCAUGUGUGCAUGGUUCUAGAGGUCCUGGGCCACCAGCUCCUCAAGUGGAUCAUCAAGUCCAACUACCAGGGUCUGCCUGUGCCCUGUGUUAAGAGCAUCGUUAGGCAGGUGCUACAUGGUCUGGAUUACCUCCAUACCAAGUGCAAGAUCAUCCACACGGACAUCAAGCCUGAGAACAUCCUUCUGUGUGUUGGAGAUGCCUACAUUAGGCACCUGGCUGCUGAAGCCACAGAGUGGCAGCAGUCAGGGGCCCAGCCCCCAUCCCGCUCCACAGGUACCAAGAGCAUGUGUGGGGACUGGCACCAGGACUCUGAGCCUCAAUCCCUGCCUGAAUUACUACUCCUUUUUUUUUCUCCUCAACCCCUACCCACAGUUAGCACCGCCCCCCAGGAGGUCUUGACUGGUAAGCUGUCCAAAAACAAGAGGAAGAAGAUGAGGCGCAAAAAGAAGCAACAGAAGUGGCUGCUGGAGGAGCGGCUGCGGGACUUGCAGAGGCUGGAGGCCAUGGAGGAUGCAGUACAGGCUGAGGACUCUGGCUCAAGAUUAGAGCGGGGCAGCGGCUCCACCUCUUCUUCAGGCUGCCACCCAGAGGGCACCAGGGCUGGCCCCUCUCCAGCCUCUUCUUCCCCUGUGCCUGACCGCAGCCUUAGUCCCAGCUCACAGACCUCAGGUUUCUCAGGGUCUCUGUUCUCCACGGCUUCCUGCUCCAUCCUCUCAGGUUCAUCUAAUCAGCGUGAGACUGGAGGUCUCCUGUCUCCUAGCACACCAUUUGGUGCUUCCAAACUCCUGGUGAACCCCCUGGAGCCCCAAAAUGCAGACAAGAUCAAGAUCAAGAUUGCAGACCUGGGCAAUGCCUGCUGGGUGCACAAACACUUCACGGAGGACAUUCAGACUCGGCAGUACAGGGCUGUGGAGGUGCUGAUUGGUGCUGAGUAUGGCCCCCCAGCUGACAUCUGGAGCACAGCAUGCAUGGCCUUUGAGCUGGCCACUGGCGAUUACCUGUUUGAGCCUCACUCUGGAGAAGACUACAGUCGUGAUGAAGACCACAUUGCUCAUAUCGUGGAGCUUCUGGGAGACAUCCCCCCAGCUUUUGCCCUCUCAGGCCGCUAUUCACGGGAAUUCUUCAACCGCAGGGGACAGCUGCGCCACAUCCACAACCUCAAGCAUUGGGGCCUAUAUGAGGUGCUCAUGGAGAAGUACGAGUGGCCCCUGGAGCAAGCCACACAGUUCAGCGCCUUCCUGUUGCCUAUGAUGGAGUACAUCCCUGAGAAGAGGGCCAGUGCUGCCGACUGCCUCCAGCACCCCUGGCUUAAUCCCUAGAUCUUGCUGGAGCUGUGGACAGCAGGGGCUGUGCUGGCUUUGCCCUAGUUCACAGUGCCUUGAGAGAAAGCAGGCAACUUCUACCACCCUGUGGGAGCUGCUCUCCCACCCUACUGGGUACUAUUGUGUUUACCUCCUCACCCACGGCAGGACAGAAAUGCUGAGGCAAGGCCCACAUCUCAGCCUGUCUACUUGUGAUCCUCCUAGAGGGUCCUGAGUGGGAAAGAGUGCCUUUUUCUUUCUAAAUAAAGUGGGAACUGAAACACUGGUGUCUUGGCGUGAGGGAAGCACGUGGCCAAGUUCUGGGGCAGAAGUAGCUUUAUUCUGGAGCCUGUUCACCAUGCUAGCUGGAGUGCUAGAGUGAGAAGAGGGUCCUAUGGAUAGGUUAAGAUAACUGCAAAGAUAGUUAAGCUUCCACAGCCCGGCCAUUUAUGAUGCGGAUGUGACGAAUGAUGUCCUGGAUGGCUUGGGAUGUAGUACCUUGGCCUCCAAUGUCUGGUGUAUGCAUCUGGAGGAAAACAGGAAGCUUGAAGAUAUCAGGCCAAAGUCUGCCACACAACCCCAUGGUAGUCCAGCGCUACCUACUGUUUCCUAUAGUUGGAAAGGGCAAGGAACUGGCACCAGGAAGCCAGUACCACCCUUCCCUUACAGGCCACAGCCAGUGCAGUCACUGCCUGAAGCAUAUAGGACUGGUCAGACCAGUAUAACAUGGAUUAGAGGAGAGGAAACUGGAAGUGGGACAAAGAGGAGACAAGAGGAGCCUUACAUUUUCGUUGUCCAUAGAUGCUAAGACAGCUUUGCGGAUGGAGGUGGCAUAGGAGUGGAGCCUAGAGGAUGAAGAGAACAAGCUUUUGGUUCUCAGGACCUAGAGGCUGGCGAGAGGACUCAUGACCAGGCAUUAAGAAGCCACUUACUUGAGGUGGUCUAGCAUCAUGCAACUUGCUAGCAGUGUGGCAGUGGGGUUAGCAAUGUUCUUAUUGGCAAUACUUUUGCCUGUGUUCCUUGUAGCCUGGAAAAGGGAAGAAGUGGGUAGGUGGGAAAAUAUAAGAAUGCACGGCAGAUGAUUCUACUUGUGUGCCAUACCCAGUAGAGGCAUAUCCCAGACACGGCAAAUGAAGGCAUAUCAGGGCUUUAGAGAGGGAAUGGGGAUGCUCAAUGUUAAUAUUCUGAUCCCAUCCCU